Patella vulgata (common limpet) is the source of this 3105-nucleotide messenger RNA. RefSeq names its product hepatocyte growth factor receptor-like. Gene Ontology annotation, biological process: cell surface receptor protein tyrosine kinase signaling pathway; positive regulation of kinase activity; protein phosphorylation. The transcript is spliced from 18 exons. The coding region runs from base 88 to 3105 and encodes 1005 amino acids. The record is from RefSeq and is a predicted model, not a curated record. Gene Ontology annotation, molecular function: protein binding; transmembrane receptor protein tyrosine kinase activity; ATP binding. Lineage: Eukaryota; Metazoa; Mollusca; Gastropoda; Patellidae. Gene Ontology annotation, cellular component: signaling receptor complex.
ACAAAAUUUGAAGGUUUUGAGACCACCAUAUUUCGGAUUUGUUUGAAUAAUGGUACUAAAUCUGUGUAUCCAUUUUUAGAAAUUCCUAUGAAUUGUGGAAAAGAAUAUACCAUUGCAACUUCAGCCGCAGUUGGACAUUAUACUAACAACAAUUUUAAGGAAUCAGCACUGAUUAUUGCGUUUAGUAAAGCAUCCAAUGACACAUCAGAUAAACCUGAUCCAUGGUCUGGUACAAAGGUUUGUUCAUUUAGAUUGGAACGUAUUGAUAUAGAAUUUGAUUUUAUUAAGACUAAUUGUAAUGAAGAGAUCGCAUCUGUUCCAGAGUGGAUGUUUGGACCGUAUGAACAGUGUAAAAAUUCAUCAGGAGAUAAGAUUUGUGAUAACGUUUAUGGUAUAGCUAUCCAAAGUAAAAGUUCUGAUUUUCAAAAGGAUGAUCAGAACCUUAAAAAGAGUUUAAAAAGAAGUUUAAUAACAUCAAUAAUAACAUCAACAUUUAAUAAUUAUUUACAUAUACUGUUAUCUGUUGAUGAUGGUCAGUUACUACAAUUUUGGCAAAAGACCACACCUGGUUUACCAUGGGAGGAGAAAAAUGGAACACUAGUUGGUAUAAGUGGACUAAAGCCUGAUACAGCAUCAGAUACAACCAGUGAAUAUGUCUAUGCUCUAAACAGUAAUAAGGUACUGAAGUUCAGUUUGGACUUUUGUCAUGACUAUACAGAUUGUUCUCAGUGUAUGGUUAAGGGUAAAGACUUGGAAUGUAUCUGGGUUAAUUCAAAAUGUGUGGCACCUCAACCGAAUUUGGGCCACAAUCACAAUUCUUGCCCACCAUUAAUUGAUGGGAUUAAUCCUCUAAAUGGUCCAACUCAAGGUGGAACUUUAUUGACUUUGACUGGUCAAAAUUUUGGAAGCGCAAUAUUAAAAGAUAAAGCCAGUCUGACUGUUGAAAUUUCUAAAAUAAAAUGUGACAUUGAAAAUUGGAAUUCAACAUGGUUAAUAUGUCGAACUGGUCCUGCUCCUGUACAACAGAGACCAGUACAGAUAACAGUUACAGGUAGUACCACGUUUGGUAGAAGCUACCAUGUAGAAGGCACUGAUUACUCUGAACAAUAUUUCUCUUAUCAGGAACCAAAAAUAGAGUCUUUUCAACCAAAACGAGGGCCUGUAGCAGGAGGGACUAACAUAAGGAUCAAGGGAGAUAAUUUGAAUAUAGGAGGAUUGCCAAAUGUGUCUGUUGCUGAUAAUUUUACUUGUAUCAUUUUCAAUUUAACUAGUACACAGAUUGACUGUACAACUGUUCCUUGGCCAGAAACAUCUGGUUCCAUAUCAUCAAGAAGAAAAAGAUUUAUAAAUAGAGCUAAAGGAUAUGGUCCACUAUUGGUAAAAAUUGAUAAUGCUACCUUAAGUAUUGAUGAAAAUGGAGGAACUGACUUUUUCUACUUAGAAAACCCGACAAUUGAUCAUAUUUUACCACGUCAAUCUUUUGUUAGUGGUGGUAUACCAAUAACUGUGAGAGGAUCUAACUUGGAUUCAGUAGCUAGACCGUAUAUAGGAGGUUCGUUAGAUGGGAAAGACUUAACACAACAAGAGCUUUGUAAUGUUACGGAAGGAGGAGAAGCUAUGAUUUGUCCAGCUCUUGAUUUUAGUUCUGUCAUCACCAAUGCAGAGAAAACAGAUCCAGUGGAAGUCAAUUUGUGGUUUAUUAUGGAUGGUGUGGAAAAUUUACGCAACUUUCAUCAAACACAGGGAAAAUUAAGUAGUUUUACAUAUUAUCCUGAUCCAGUGUUUGAUAAAUUUCGUGGAGACUGGAAUGUUUUAGAGUUUGAUAUUUUACAAUCAAAUCUUCUCAUUGAAGGUGAUAAUAUAGGAUUAGGUUUUACACAGACAGAUAUAAAAGUUAUUGUAGGAGAUGAUAUAUGUAAAGUAAAAGAUUUAGAAGAAACUAAUAUUAAAUGUAUUCCGAGUAAUAAACCAACAUCUAUAAGUGAAAAUGAACCCAAGAGAAAAGUAGAGGUUCAUGUUGGUAAUCUUCAUUAUGAAAUAGGAUUUGUCAUAUAUACAGCAGGAGCAUCAGCUUCAACAUAUAAACUUGUUAUACUGGGUGUAAUAAUAGCUUUAAUCUGUAUAGCCGUUUUCGUUAUAUUAUGUAUAAUGAAGAAAAAACGUAUUGGUUUCUUUAAACCCCCACGUGAUGAUCGUAGUAUCAGAUAUACACAAGGUGAUCAUAUUGGUAUUGAUAGUUUAACACAACCUGGUGAACAUACUUUUAACCUAGAAAACAGACAAAUCAAUUAUACAGAAAGAGAUGCUAUUGCUGCAGCUGCACCUUCAACCCUUAUAGAUGAUGAUCUGUUAGCUUUAAUAACAAAUGAAAAUCUGCUUAUAGACAGUGAACAUUUAACUAAAACUGAAAUAUUGGGCAAAGGUAAUUUUGGCUGUGUAUAUAAAGGGUUUCUUACAUUGUCUGAACAAAAAGGAGAUAUAUUGGUUGCUGUUAAAACUUUACAUCAGAGUAAUCCUCGUGAAAUAGAGCUAAAUGCUUUUCUCCAAGAGGCUCUAUUAAUGAAAGAUUUUCAUCAUGAGAAUGUUCUAGAAUUAAUUGGGAUAUGUCUUGGAUUAGAUGCCAUGCCUCUUGUUAUUCUACCGCUUAUGGAACACGGUGAUUUACUCAGCUACAUCAGAGAUGAAACUAAUAACCCCACAAUUAAAGAUCUAAUACUGUUCGGUAUAGAUAUAGCUAAGGGAAUGGAAUAUUUAGCUGGCCUUAAGUUUGUUCAUAGAGAUUUAGCUGCCAGAAACUGCAUGUUGGAUCAAGAUUUCCGAGCAAAGGUGGCUGAUUUUGGUUUAGCAAGAGAUAUCUAUGAAAAAGAUUAUUACAGUUCAGACAAUAAAAAAAUGAAAUUACCAGUAAAAUGGAUGGCAAUGGAAAGUUUGGAAAAAGGAACGUACAGUGCUAAAUCAGAUGUGUGGUCGUUUGGUGUAGUUUUAUGGGAGUUGAUGACAAGGGGAGUUAAUCCGUAUCCCGAGGUAGAUAACUGGGAUGUUAUACGUUAUUUAAAGGCUGGAAGAAGAAUGGCUCAACCCCAAUACUGUCCUGAUCCUUUGUAA